AUGUCUGGUGUUGAGAUAGCUGGCCUUGUGCUCGGCUGCCUACCUCUGCUCAUACAAGGUAUUGAGUCGUAUAAUGAGGGUCUCGACCCUAUCAAAAGUUUCAUGAGAUGGGACAAAGAGCUCCCUCAAUGCAUCCGAAAGCUACGAAAUCAGCAUGUACACUAUGAGCAAACAAUCCGAAUCCUUCUCGAACCCAUAACCGCCGAAUCCGAGUUCGCGGAGCUGAUGACGGACCCUGGAAGAUCACAAUUGUGGAAAGAUAAAGAUAUGACCCUGAGACUCAAAGAUAGGCUACAGGAAUCGUAUCAUGCAUACCAAGGAACGAUUGUAGACAUUGAGCGCAUUACAAGGCAGAUCGCAAGUAAGCUGGACUUGGAUCGUGCGAAUGAGCUAAAGCGAAAUGACCUCGAAGCACUCCUCGCAGCCAAUCCCAAGACGAAGAACGAGAAGUUCGAGUUUAAGAAACGGAUAAGAUUCGGCAUGAGCAAGAAGACUAUCAAGGCGCUGCUCGAAGAGCUGAACGACUGUAAUCGCGAGCUUGAGCGAUUCACGGAAAAAAGUGAGAAGAUAGAAACGUAUCGCAAGGCUGCUAAACCAUCCUUUGCAACUCGUCUACAGCGCAUACAAGGCUAUGCUAAGAGCCUACACACAUCAUUGUACUGGUCCUGCACCUGCAAAGAUACUCACCGUACAAGCCUCCAGUUGGAUCCGAGAGGAAGUCUAUAUGCGUCAGGGAAAGGCAUGUCGAAUGCUGAGAAGACCUGUUUCAAGGUUUCGUUCUCUUCACUUGCAGCUGACGCGGAUGUAUCAUGGAAAUGGCAAGCCGCAGAGAUCAACGUAGACGACGAGGAAGACGACAAAAGCCUUGCGCCAGUAUCUUCCAAAAAGCCAAGGAUGACAAAGAGUGUGUCUUUCAGCUCCCCUCCGCCAUAUUCUGUGAGCGAUCCUGUUGUUGGCCCCACACAAUCUCUGCAAGAGGUAAAAGACAUAUGCGCAUCAAUACAGCAGCUUAAGUCUACGGAAUCGUGCAUAGGCCUGUCUCUUGAUGCCAAGAAAAGACUUCGAGGGGUAUACAUGAUCGACACGGCCGAGAAAUGGAACCCAGUCUCCGACAUGGUCUCUCUCGACGACCUCCUUAGCCGGCCCAUUAUGAAUGGUAGACGAGCAAAACUUAGCAGAAAGGAACGAUACAGCCUGGCUUUGACAUUGGCAUCAAGUGUACUCUACCUCAACUCAACUCCUUGGCUUACGAACGAGUGGGCUGCCAAAAACAUCAAAUUCCACCAGAUUGCGGCUGCUUCCAACGCCAUCGACAUCGAGCAUCCAUAUUUAACGCCUGUGACGACCGACCCUGUGGAUAGCCUGACAACCAAGACGAAAGCUCUCAGCUACCACAAUAAGAACACAGUCUUGCUCGCUCUUGCCGUGGCACUGCUAGAGCUGUAUUUUGGUACAACGGCAGAGAAGUACCAGGAGACGGAGCACGGUAUCUGUGAUCCAACACUCCAUCAAAACACGUGGUCACUAUGUGCUAUGGCGCAUCAAUGGGCGGCGGAGUCGCAGGACGAGCUGUCUGCCGCAUUCCGAGGCGCGGUCAGACACUGUUUGCGUUGCUUCAACGACCCCGGUGUCAGCCUGCAAGAUGCUGAAUUCCUACAGGCAGCCGCAGAGGGCAUUGUGUUGCCACUUCAAGAAGAGCUGCAUCAGUUCUUGGGUAGAAAUUCAACAUGA
Boeremia exigua is the source of this 1731-nucleotide messenger RNA. RefSeq lists its product as uncharacterized. The record is from RefSeq and is a predicted model, not a curated record. The transcript is spliced from 4 exons. Bases 1 to 1731 code for a protein of 576 amino acids. NCBI's taxonomy places the organism in Eukaryota, Fungi, Ascomycota, Dothideomycetes, Pleosporales, Didymellaceae.